This is a messenger RNA of Drosophila willistoni, 2042 nucleotides long. RefSeq lists its product as uncharacterized. Gene Ontology annotation, cellular component: extracellular matrix. NCBI's taxonomy places the organism in Eukaryota, Metazoa, Arthropoda, Insecta, Diptera, Drosophilidae. Bases 26 to 2020 code for a protein of 664 amino acids. Gene Ontology annotation, molecular function: protein binding. The record is from RefSeq and is a predicted model, not a curated record. The transcript has a single exon.
UAAUUUUGGCACGCGACGCGAACGGAUGGCAAAAGAUUUGCAUGCCUUCGAAAAGAUGAUGAUGAUGACGACAAAGUGCGUCAUUAUCUAUAUGUUCCUUGUCUCGUAUGGGCACGUGGAAGGAGGAACAGCUGUUGAUGUGGAUAAUGAUGACGUCUCGGAUAUGUCACCACCAUCUUGCAUCAUACAUGCCACUCUAUAUAAAACGCCGGCCAUAGACAGAAAUCCACAAGAUUUUGGUUUACCCAUGGAUAUCGAUUGUACUGGAAAUAAUAAUAGUGCCAGAAAUGAGCAAUUUUUCGAUCAAUCCGCGCAGCGAGUGUCUGGCAAGAAUCAUGUUAACUUGGAUGGUCGUCAGACUCCAACUUUGGGCUCCACUAGUUAUGGUCUCGAGUAUUUGGAUAAUUGCCUGGAAAUGGAAAGUCUAGUUAUUGAAGGAUUCAAAGGUGAUGCAACACUAAGAUUAGAAUGCCUUGGAUCUGCUUCCUUGGAUAAACUGGAAGAUAUUACCCUGCAAAAUAAUGAAUUUGCUACCCUGUAUGGUCAGAGUUUUGAAAAGGUUGAGAACCUCAAGAGACUUCAAUUGAUACAAAACUCUCUAAAAUAUAUAGAGAGUUUGGAAAAUUGCGACAAUAUGGAAGAAUUAAGUAUACUCGAUGAAACUAAAUUGAUUUUAGGAGAUGCAGAGAUCUUGGAGAAUCUAAUAAGUCUAAGAAAACUAAACAUAAAACGUAUAGGGAAAGUGAAAAGUGAAUUUUUCUCGAGUUUCAAUCAAUCUACUCAACUUAGAGAACUUUCUCUAGAAGACGUCAUUAUAGAACCUUCUCAUCUAUUAUUGGAAACAAACUCAACAGAAUUGAUUAAUUUGAAGCUAAUAAAUUGUAAUCUGACCAGUUUUGGACUAGAACAAUGGGAAACAAGCCAUUUAACUCAUGUGAAUCUGAGUGGAAAUUAUUUAAAAGACUUUAGUUUAACUUAUGAAGAGGGAAGCUCUGCCCUUAUCUCUUUGGAUUUGAGUCGCAAUAAUUUGAGCAGCUUGAAUAAGAAUUGGUUCUCAGAUAUGAAUCAUUUACAAUAUUUGUUUUUAACACGAAAUCAUUUGCAUCAACUUUCUCUGCGGGAAAUAAUGAAAUUCUACCCCUUAUCCCUCAUGCAUAUUGAUUUAAGUUGGAACAAUUUGAUGGAUCUGAAAGAGACAGAUAAGGUAAACCUACAGCCAAGCAGACAAUUGCAAAUACUGAUCGAUAACAAUCCAUGGAGCUGUCAAUGGUUACUCAAUUUUAGUCAUACACAACCGCAAUUGUUUCGCCUUUUUCAAUAUGCCAAAUUCAUAUCACAAAUCAAUGUCAAUGGUCUGAGUUGUAGACCAGAAGAACCCAAGACGCUGAAUACUUCAGCGAUUUAUGUGCAUCGACAACCUCAUGCCCAUCCGCAUUCGAAUGUCUCCACUUUCACCGUAAUCUAUGGCAAUCCCAUGGAUUAUCAUCGCAGUCAACGUUCUGGUGCCUUAAUCAUAGUCUUUAUGCUGCCGCUGGGCAUUGCUCUGCUCUUCCUAUUACUCUAUCUUUAUCUUCAUUGCGAACGUCUCUUUCAUUUAUCAUAUUAUCUAUCGAGUUUCUCCUGUUUCGGCAUGGACAAAUCAUCAAGUCGUCCGCGUUUCAUCGAUCAAGUCGACAUUGUACGUUAUCCCAUGGCCAACGGUAAUGGGAAUGGAAAUUGUGAAUCUGAAUUAGUGCCCGAUGGUUAUGAAACGCCUGUGAGUGGUGCCGCAUCUAUAUGCAAUUGCUCGGGGCAGAGACAAUCGAAUUGCUCGAGAAUCCACCAUGUCACCUAUGAAACUUUACCAUAUCAGCUCUAUGCUGAAAUCAAAGAACCAGAAGAGCAAAAUGAUGAUGAAUGCGAGGCGAGAGAAAAGAACAUCACACCAAGCUCCACGGCUCCCAUCUACGAUCAUUUGUCGUUUGUUCAAGAGGAUGAGUUGACAUCUUCCACAAAGAAAAAGCUAGAGGAGAUUGCUUAAGCUAAACCUAAUAAUAAAGCAA